CAACAUGAUGAGCGGAUCAGAUAUCCCACAUAUGUGCCUAAUGUACACGUGUGAGACGAGUGCCAUCAGCUUUUAAGUCUCCGAUCUCGGCACUCGACUCUCGUUUUUUUACUGUUCGCUGUUCUUCUAGAAAUAAGAAGACGGGUCUCAGUGACUUCCACUUCACAGCUUAACUUAUUUGUACAUAAAUAAAUAAAAUGCCACGGAGGUCUGGUGGCUCUUCAUCCAUGGUUCGAUCAUCUAAUGUUGGCGAUCAACCCGAUUCAAACGGACGCGAAGAGAUCCCUAAAAGGUCAGCAUUUGUAUGGCUGGCAUUGUUUGUUGUCCUCCUCAAUUGCACCUGGGCUGUUUAUCAUUUUCAGUAUGAGAGUCUGCCUAUCCCUCUCAAUGCCGAUCAGGCGGGCAAACGGGGAUUUUCAGAGCAGUUGGCAAUGGAGCAUGUCAAGAACCUGACCAGAUUGGGUCCUCAUCCUGUUGGUUCAGAUGCUCUCGAUCUUGCAGUGGAGUAUGUGUUGACAGCAUCGGAAAACAUUAAGAAAACGGCUCACUGGGAGGUUGAUGUUCAAUUGGAUUUCUUCCAUGCAAAAUCUGGUGCGAAUCGUCUCUUCAGUGGCCUUUUUAAGGGGAAAACGCUUGUAUAUUCAGAUCUGAAACAUGUGGUCUUGAGAAUCUUGCCAAAGUAUCUGCCUGAAGCAGAAGAAAAUGCGAUUCUGGUUUCUUCUCACAUUGAUACUGUUUUUUCAACGGAAGGAGCUGGUGAUUGCAGUUCAUGCAUAGCUGUUAUGUUGGAGCUUGCUCGAGGCAUUUCUCAUUGGGCUCAUGGAUUCAAGAAAUCUGUUAUCUUUUUGUUCAAUACUGGUGAAGAGGAGGGUCUUAAUGGUGCCCAUAGCUUCAUAACACAGCAUCCGUGGAGGAGUGCAGUUUGUCUUGCUGUUGAUUUGGAGGCCAUGGGUAUAGGAGGAAAAUCAGGCAUAUUUCAGAGUGGUUCAGAUCCAUGGGCUAUUGAAAGUUUUGCGAGGGUUGCAAAGUAUCCAUCUGCCCAAAUCAUUUCACAGGAUCUCUUUCAUUCUGGAUUGAUAAAGUCUGCAACAGAUUUUCAAGUAUACAAUGAAGUUGCUGGCCUUUCUGGGCUCGAUUUUGCAUAUACGGAUGUUGGUGCUGUUUAUCACACUAAGAAUGACAAAUUGAGUCUUUUGAAGCCGGGCUCUCUUCAGCAUCUUGGAGACAACAUGCUUGCUUUCCUGCUUCAAACUGCUACUUCCUCUUAUAUUCCAAAAGUAAAGGCAAUGGAAACAAAAGAAGACGAAGGCCACAAUCGCAUUGUUUAUUUUGAUGUUCUGGGGACUUACAUGGUUGUGUACCGUCAACAUCUUGCAAACAUUCUUCACAACUCAGUGAUAUUACAGGGGCUUCUAAUAUGGACAACAUCAUUGUUUGUUGGUGGUUAUCCAGCCACAAUAUCAUUGUGCUUAUCAGUUCUAAGUGUUUUCCUCAUGUGGAUAUUUUCACUAAGCUUAGCUCUUCCUGUUGCCUUCCUUCUACCAAUAAUUUGUUCAUCUCCUGUGCCAUAUAUUGCAAACCCUUGGUUAGUUCUUGGGUUAUUUGGUGCACCUGCAGUACUUGGGGCACUAAUAGGUCAGCAUAUUGGUUACCUCAUUCUUCAAAAAUAUUUGCGGACUGUUGCUUUCAGACGUGAUCCCAAGCAUAUUCGAGUUGAUUUAAUCAAGUGGGAGGCUGAAAGGUGGCUUUUUAAAGCUGGUUUGUUUCAGUGGCUUAUUGUUUUAAUAGUGGGGAAUUUUUACAAGGUUGGAUCUUCCUAUUUAGCUCUUGUGUGGCUAGUUUCACCUGCUUUUGCUUAUGGCCUGAUUGAAGCAACCUUAUCACCAAUGAGAUCACCCAAGCAGCUCAAGAUUGUAACCUUAGUUCUGGGUUUGUCAGUGCCCAUCUUAAUUUCUGCUGGCUUAUUUGUUUGGCUGAUGGGAGCGGUAACUGGGAUUGUAGUUCGAUAUGAUAGGAAUCCUGGUGGCACACCUGAGUGGCUAGGGAAUGUGGCGAUUGCUGUAUCUGUUGUCGCUAUUGUUUGCCUUACAUUGGUGUAUCUUCUUUCGUAUGCUCAUCUUUCGGGAGCAAAAGAAUCAGUUAUUCUUGCAACUUGUGCUGUGUUUGGUCUCACUCUAAUGGUAGUAUUCGCUGGCAUCGUCCCUCCAUUUACAAACGAUGUCGCCCGAGCUAUAAAUGUCGUGCAUGUUGUGGAGACAACAGGAAUAUAUGGCGAAGUACAGAACCCAGUUUCUUAUGUUUCUUUAUUUUCCUCGACUCCUGGAAAACUGACAAAGGAAGUGGAGAGCUUGAAAGAUGAAGGAUUUGUUUGUGGUAAGGAGAAGAUUCUUGAUCUUGUCACGUUUACCGUCAACUAUGGUUGCUACAGUUCUGCUGAUAGCGAACAUGGGUGGAGUGAAUUGGACAUUCCCAUACUCCAAGUAAAACGUGAUUUGAAGAUGGAUGUAAGGAUGACCCAAGUUUCCAUUGAUACUAAAGUAUCUACACGCUGGACCCUUGCAAUCAACACCAGAGAAAUUGAAGAUUUCAAGUUUGAAGGAAACUCGGAGGAGCUGGUUCCAUUGGGCAAUAAGACCAGUGUUGAUGGAUGGCAUACAAUUCAGUUUUCGGGUGGGAAAAAUGCACCCAUGAAAUUUGAAAUAACCCUCUUCUGGUUUAAAAAUUCUACCCGACCAGCCCGUGAGAAUGAGCAGCACCAACAAGAAGACUUUCAUCUCCUCCUGAAAUUAAGAACAGAUGUAAACAGAAUUACACCAAAGACUGCGAGAGUUCUCGAGAAGCUUCCUUCCUGGUGUUCUCUCUUUGGUAAAUCAACUUCUCCUUAUACAUUAGCUUUCUUAAGUAGCCUACCAGUUGAGAUCUAGAACUUGAAUAUAAUAGGUUCCUGAAAGAUUGUUUUUCUAUUUAUUGUGGUCUAUUUUCGAGUAGCUUUUCUGUAACUGUUACCAGCUGCAUGUAACAAAAAUAAUGUGUUUAUUUGCCCAUUUCUUUCUAGGUAUUGUGGUAUGCAUUUUUUUUUUCUAAGACUUAAUAUGCAUGCACACAAACUGUUUACAAGUGGUGUAUUGUACCUCAA
Molecule: messenger RNA, 3136 nt
Organism: Magnolia sinica
Lineage: Eukaryota; Viridiplantae; Streptophyta; Magnoliopsida; Magnoliales; Magnoliaceae
Exons: 14
Coding region: 198-2924 (908 amino acids)
Biological process (GO): proteolysis
Molecular function (GO): metalloexopeptidase activity
Source: RefSeq, a predicted model, not a curated record